AUGGGCAAUUUCGACCUAGCGUGGGGAAAUUCCGGAAAUGCUAGUACAGUUAUUAGUACUCCCGAUGGAGCCUGUAUUGUGGCGUUUAUUCGGGAAAGCGUGAGAGAAGCCGAGGAUACGAGCGUGGGAGUUGGAGAGAGUAUUUCUUUAUUAAGACAAAGAUAUCGCGACAUAUUUCUUUCAGACACGAAGCUAAAUAUUUCCGAUAGUUUUCGACCUGGCUCAGGGGAUGAAUGGUUGAUGCUCGAGAAAUAUCCGAUUGAUGGAUGCAUAGAUUCCGAGCAAACCAAACCGUUGAGUUUGAGAGAUCUUCUGGAUUUACCGGAUGACGAUGAAUCGAAGAUUAUCAAGAUAAAUUUGAGGUAUAUAAACGACAUGUUUGAAGAGUUUAAUCCUUUCCAUGAUGGUCUGUCAUCAACCGAACGGGAUCAAUUUGACGGUUCUGAUUAUUACGGUCAUCAUGUAGGAAUAUUUGAAUUUUUCGGGAAUCGAAAGGCUAAAGUUGUGUCGAGCAUGGGAGAGCAGUCAUGCAGAAAAGCACAUAUGGAUGUUCCACCGAACGACAAGGACAUUGUUAGAGAAUUUAUACUGGGAUUUAAUUCUCUGGUCGCAGAGGUUAGAAGCUAUUAUUGCCAAGAUACGCUACUUUUUGAGGAAAAUCCCAACUUUCUUCGCCUUUCCGGAGAUUUGAGGGCAUACUUUGAAGAACACAUUCAAUCUCGCGAGGAUGCCAUUGAAGAUUCCGAAUGGUUUGCAAAUUUAGAAAGAUACUUCAAAUAUAUAAUUGAAAGAGGAAUAUUUCGCGUGCAAGAAUGGUUUACGCAAAAUACUACCAAAUUCCCAUAG
Acaulospora morrowiae is the source of this 846-nucleotide messenger RNA. The record is from the annotation of a GenBank genome assembly. Lineage: Eukaryota; Fungi; Glomeromycota; Glomeromycetes; Diversisporales; Acaulosporaceae.